Molecule: messenger RNA, 1062 nt
Organism: Cyprinodon variegatus (sheepshead minnow)
Lineage: Eukaryota; Metazoa; Chordata; Actinopteri; Cyprinodontiformes; Cyprinodontidae
Product: nuclear GTPase SLIP-GC-like
Exons: 6
Coding region: 40-1062 (340 amino acids)
Molecular function (GO): GTPase activity
Source: RefSeq, a predicted model, not a curated record
CAAGGUUUAAAAGUUUAGUUUCUGAACAGGACUAAAAUAAUGAAUCUGGAGACAGAAAAAAGAGAGCUGGUUGGAGUCUUUGGGAAAACAGGAGCUGGAAAGACAUCUUUGAUAAAUGCUGUCAUUGAAGAGGAAAGGCUUUUACCAUCUGGAAGUCUCAGUGCCUGUACCUCAGUCAUGAUCAAAGUGGAGGCUAACAGGCUCAACCAAAAAUAUGAGGCAGAGAUUGAGUUCAUCACAAAAGAGGAGUGGGAAGAUGAAUUGAGCAACAGAGAUCAAUUUCUUAAGGAUAACGAAGAUCAGGAGAAAGAUGAAGAAUAUAAUGAUGAAUAUCAUGAUCUUGUUGAAAAACUGUCUGCUAUUUAUGGGGAAGACUGGAAAUGGAAAACUACUGAGCAACUCAUGGAUCACAAAUACUUCAGGGAAAUUCCAGAAUUUCGUCAAUCGAUACGAAAAACCUUGACAUGUGAAUCAGCUGAAGCUCUAUCUGCAAAGAUGAUCAAAUACACACGAAGUGACACAAAACAAGAAGGAGAUGAGGUUGUAAAAAGGUGGUAUUGGCCACUGGUGAAGUGUGUCACUGUCAGGGUGCCAAAUACAAAUUUUCUACAACAUGUCACACUGGUGGACCUUCCAGGAAAUGGAGACCGAAACAAAAGCAGAGAUGAGAUGUGGAAAGGGAUUGUUGGAAACUGUUCAACUGUAUGGAUUGUAUCUGAAAUCAACCGAGCAGCAGCAGAAAGAGAAUCCUGGGAUAUCCUAAAAAGUGCAAGCAGCCUCCUUGGAAAUGGAGGGGAAUGUCGGCACAUCCACUUUAUCUGCACCAAGUCUGAUGUUACUCAAAAUUUACAUGAUCAAGCUGCUCUGUUGGAUUCUAUACUCCAAAGAAACAUGUCAGCCAAAGAAUCUGUGAGAAAAGAAUUCAACAAGCUAGCCAGAGUUAAGAAACAUUUCAAUGAAGACUGUUUCCAAGUGUUCACGGUGAGCUCCAAAGAGUUUGUCAAGAGGAAAUAUCUAAGUCCAGAAUACACCGGUAGGAUAAGUAUCCCUGUUUUGGGGUGA